GUGAGCUCCGCAAUUGUUGAUGUUUUGUGAUCAGCUGUUCGCAGUGUGCGACAGUUCCGAACGAGGAUAGCGUCGAGAAUAUUCGCUGUGCACUUUUUCCACAGCUGUUGGUCUUUUAGCAGUAUUCUUAUCAGAGCGAUUAAUAUGAGAAUAGUGACAGCUCUGCUGCUUGCAGUGCUGCUAAGUCUAACCUUGACCCUAGUUGAGGGUCGCAGGCGUGACAAGUCUUGGCGUGACGGACGGGACCGCCUCAGACAGAAGGAUGUCCAGCGAGAUCGAGGCAACAAAAACAAGGAGCGGAAUCUAGAAGCGAAACAACCUUUUGGGAGAUCUCGAAAUCCGUUCCACGAUUUCUUCACUUCCUUCCAUGAGCUCGACCCAUUCUCUUACUUCAACUUCCGGUGGAAUGUGGAGUCCCGGGCUGACCCCUGGUGGGAGGGGCCAAACGUGUGUGAGAACGAGAUCAAGGAGGUGGUCAACAGCACGGAGGGCGUGGGUGAGAUGAUGCGACACUUCAGCACUAACUUCCAGUCGUGUGACGAGUCGGAGACGGCCUACAAGUGCAAGAUGGUGCAAGAGGACGCCCACGGUCGCAAAGAACUGACAGUUAUUUAUGAGUGUUGCCAUGGUUUCAGCAGAAAUGAACGGGACUUUGGGUGUCCAAACAGGGUCACCAUCAAAAGUUUAAUGGAAAAAACUGAAGAGCUCGGUCUGACAGAUUUCGUGAAGGCUGUGAAAACAUUGAAGUUGACCAAAGAAUUUGAGAACGGCAACUUCACCUUGUUUGUCCCUGAGAAUGGAGCCUUCAGCCUUGACAGUGACCUCAUUGAUGCUGGCACUGGGAUUAUCCUGAAGGAUGCCCCAGCUGUGAUAGCUAUCUCGGAGCCAGCCGUGGACAAGGCUCUCAAGAGUUUACAAAAUGCCCUACUCAGUCACAUGAUCACAGGCAUGGUCAGGUCUAGCGCCAUGGACGAUGAGCAAGUUAUCAUCACAGGAAACCCAGAGGGUUCCACCAUACGAGUGAACCACUUCACAAGGCCAGAGAAAUUGAUGACUGUCAACUGCGUCCCAUUGGUCACAAGAGAUCACAUGGCCACUAAUGGGGUCAUUCACACAGUUGCCAAGGUUCUCAAACCAGUGACUGAAUCACUCCUUGAGAUAGUGAAAUCUAAACCAGAACUGAAUACACUUAGGAAAAUUUUGGCUUUGGCAAAUUACAUCCCAAAAUUGGAACAAGAUGGACAGCUGACCAUUUUGGCCCCAACUGAUGAUGCCUUUGAGAGGAUGAAUAGCAGGCUGAAAGACAGAUUACUCUCAGGGGACAUAACUUGCAUAGAAAAGGUCCUACAGAACCACUUGUUGCCCAAUGUGAUCUGUUCAGCUGCCAUCCAGGGUCAGGCCAAGACACCCAAUCUGCUGCACCAGCACCUGACGGUCAACAGGACUGAGGACAACAAAGUCUUCAUCGGAGGUUCUCAAGUUAUUCAGUCGGACAUCAUGGGGACGAAUGGUGUCCUCCAUGUCAUUGAUGAUGUCCUGGUCCCAGAUGAAGCCUUGGGAUUUCUAGAUAUUUUAGAAAAGCAAGGUUUGACAGAGUUACUCAGCUUGAUUGAAAAAACUGGAAUGUCCAAAACUCUGGAAACAGACACAAACUUCACAGUGUUUGCACCAACUAAUGCAGCUUUCAAGGAUUUGACUAAUGGCAUGAAAACUAAGCUUGCAGAAGAUCCACAAUGGCUGAAGAAUGUUCUCAACUUCCAUAUCUCAAAAGGUGUCAAAGAAUGCAACCACCUACAUGAUAAUGAGCUCUUGCCCACUCUGUCUGGGAACAACAUGAGGAUUAACACAUAUUCAGUGUUCCCAUUUCACCAUCGUGGAAUUCGAACUGCUCAGUGUGUCCCCAUCAAACAGAUGAACAUCGAAGCUUGUAAUGCCAGAAUCAAUAUCAUUGAGAAUGUGAUGAUCCCACCAAGAGGCAAUGUCAUAGAUGUUUUGGCUUUAGAUAAGAAGUUCUCAACACUAGUUUCUCUGCUGAAGAAAGCCAACAUUGCAGACUUGCUUCAAGAGGAUGGGCCAUACACAAUCUUUGCACCAAACAAUGAGGCAUUUGACAGUGUUGAUGAUGAAGUCAUGAGCAAAUUAGAGAGGGAUCCUGAGAAACUGAAACAGCUGUUGCAGAGACACAUCUAUGAAGACAUGCUUUGUUGUGCCGGAAUAUUCCGUGGGCAUUGGCUGGGUAAUCGACAGGUGAAGACCAUGUCCCAGGAUCUUCUCAAACUGUCCAGGACUCAUGACGGAAUUCCAAAAGUUGGACACGGUCAUGUGAUCAAGUGCGACCAGACAGCCACAAACGGCAAUGUCCUGGAACUGGACAAGGUCCUGCUUCACGAGCCACACCAACACAAGUGGAGGUUCAACCCCUUCGCAGGAUGGGAUGAUUUUUAAUCGCAUGAUUUAUUUUUUUAAGCCGUUGAAUUCAAUUUAAUCAAACAAUUUUAAGAAGGAAUUUCAAAUGUGGAUCUUUAUUCAAAAAUUUUAUAUUUUAAUUAUUUACAAAAUAAAAAUACCAUCAAAUCAUUUAUGAAUUUUACAUUUGCAUUAUAAAUUGAUUUUAAAGGAAUUAAACACAGUUUUAAAUAAAUAACAGGAAAAUAGAAAGUUGUAUUCAUCACUGUUAUUUUUUUUAACACCACCUACAAAUUACAAGGAACAAUGUUCUAUUAUUGCCCAUGAGCUACUAUAUAUAUACUGCUUGUUUUAUUUAGUUCACUUCUUCCUUGGCUUUCUGUGCCAUUAUUUUAUAUGUACUUUGUUUCUAUUUUAUUAGAUAUUACUAUGUAGCAUUAAAGGAGUGUAAAUAGAGCCCACACUUUGGCUCAGAAAUAUUUGUAUCAUGUUCAUUAGGUGAUUAAUUCCUGCACACAAUUUUUUUUUUUCAAUUUGCAUCAGUCUUUAGAACUAAACAGCACUAGUAACAAUUAUUUACACAGGAAAUGAACAGGUUGAUUUGAUUUUAUGACAUGUAGAAUUUUUUAAUAAAUAGUUCUAUUAUUUUACUUGUAUAAAUGUGUUUUAUUACUUUGUAAAAUAAAUUCUUUGUUAAUAAAAGUCCUCCACUUAAUGUACCUAAUAUUGUAUGGAAUAAUUUCUUCACUAAUACCCCAACAAAGUAGCACCUCUGCAAUGGUUGAAUGCAUAGCCAGCCCAUCUCAGUGGGAAAAUUGUUUUAUUCUGGUUAUCUUUAGUUUUUAACUCUACAUUUUUAAAAAGACAACUACAGGUGAUGUAAAGAGACUUCUUAAUGAAAAUUCUCUGCAUUAGGUUUUUAAAUUCUUGAUGAUUCAACUACAAAAAAAAUUGAAGUACAUUUCUGGCAUUCAAUAUUUUUACAGCAGUUAUUAAUUCAAUAUUUUAAAUAAACAUUUUUUUUUACAAAAUAUA
Messenger RNA from Physella acuta, 3441 nucleotides. Its product is annotated as transforming growth factor-beta-induced protein ig-h3. Lineage: Eukaryota; Metazoa; Mollusca; Gastropoda; Physidae. Gene Ontology annotation, molecular function: cell adhesion molecule binding. The record is from RefSeq and is a predicted model, not a curated record. Gene Ontology annotation, biological process: extracellular matrix organization; cell adhesion. Gene Ontology annotation, cellular component: extracellular matrix.